Molecule: messenger RNA, 2026 nt
Organism: Sphaeroforma arctica JP610
Lineage: Eukaryota; Ichthyosporea; Ichthyophonida
Exons: 2
Coding region: 92-1951 (619 amino acids)
Source: RefSeq, a predicted model, not a curated record
UUGUCAACCUGGAUUUUACAUCGUAUGAAUACUUGCAUACACAGUCGUAGACUGGCUACUUAAGAGCCUGUUAGCUAGUAUAGGUCAGACCAUGAGGGUUUCUACUACAUCUUUAUAUGUUGCGCUUGUGGCGUUACUAUACACUGGACGAUCAGAUGCUGUGAGUUGUGAUGUGGCACAGCAAGAUGAAAGCUACGCCUGUGAUGAUGUAUAUAUUUUCGAUCUGGCAAAAAGCGCAAAUGAAGUAGACAGCACAGCUGUAUAUAACAAUGUGUGUUGUAAGCGGGAUGGCUGCAAGCUUGCAAUCGGGGGGGUAAUCCUUGAGGUUUUCCGCGAGUGCGCAGCGGGCAUAGGCCCACGCAGCCCGGACAAGUUUUACGUGGACGUGUAUGUGAAGAAUCUGGGUGGUCAAAUUCUCAGUAAUGCGAAUCUACUACUUAUGAAUACACUUACGGGUGAGAGUAUAGAGUUUGUGUAUGGGGGUACAACAGUAUUUGCCCUAGAUCAGGGCGGAAACUACGAAAUAAGUGUACUUGGUAUUGAAAACUACAUAAUCCAGAGCGAGGAGGGUACUAACAAGGACACCACGGCUGUCCUGACCGACGAUACGGUUGCAGACGGGGUAUAUAAACUAGUCAAUGUCAGCGUUGAUUCCGUAGUGAACUGGGUAUACGCCGCUCCACAACUAAACCGUGAAGUGGUUAUAAGAGCAGAGGAUGACUACGGCGACGUUGUAUCUGAUGCACAAGUUAAGGUCACCUUUCUGGACAACGGCACUACAGCCACGUACACAACGGCUAGCCCAGAAUGGGACGGAACAUCCGGAACGUUUAUCUUUAGCUUACCAGCCAAUUCAGAGUAUACAUUUGAGAUGACCAACAUUCCCACUGGUUUUGUAGCGACAGGUGAGUUCGGCGGAGACAAUAAUCCUGACGGCAUUACCACUCUGACUGUUAGUGAAGAUAGUACCGUGAGGUUCGUAUACUCACUCGAUACAACCUGUCAGGAAGCCUUCUUCGAUGCCGGCAGUGCCUGUCCGAGUGGCUCUGUGAACAAGGGAUGGAAGGCCUGCUAUGGUAUCGAGUGCACUGCGAGUGUGUGCUGUGGCCCAAGGACCUGUCUCACAGAGAUCGAUCCCACAAAAGGAACUAUCUGCGGGGAUCUGCGUCCAAAGGCCAACUACAGUACCAUCCCCUGUGGUACUGGCACAGGCGUGUCUUGCACUAAAGCGCUGUGUUGUACUACAGAAGCGCUUCCUCCCAAGGUGCCGCAUGUGCCUGACCAAUGCUCCAGUUCUUAUCUUAACAUCAACUUCGAGGACUUCACCGGUGUCGACGAUGACGAUCUGGACAGCAGCUACAGACCGGAGGGUGUAAGCUUUGCUCUAACCACCACCGGAUCGUUCACACCUUAUAGUCUGCGAAGUGCGCCGAGAAUAGAAGCGGAAGGCGGCAAAUUAACCAAGGCUGGGUUCUGGACGUCCUGCGCUGGUGGUGGGACGGUGUAUGAUGUCGAUACCAAGAACACGCUUGGUAAAUGGUUCUUGAAACUGGUGGGUUUGGACUCAGAUGACAUCCCAUACAUGCCAGCGUUGCUCAUUACUUACAAUACACACGGGUCUACCCAGGCCGCCGGAAUGUUGUACGAUAUCGAUGGUUCGAACUCGAAGAAGGAACAGUACAUGAUCAGUAUAUACGACAAGGAUAGGAAUUUCUUGGGCUCAGAUUUCUCUAUCAGAGGGGAUACAUCCGUAUGUAGCAAAAAUGCAUACGAAGGUACCUACUGGCAGUUUAUUGUCAACUCGCCCAACAACGUUCCUAUCAAAUAUUUGCGCAUUGACUACAUCGGAAGCGGUUUGCCGACCAGCAUCGGAAUGGGUUUUGAUAACUUCAGGGCGUUUGGAUGCACUAAGGACGGUCGUGUACUCAACGCUUUCACCACAGGCAAUUAGUCUGCUUUAGUCACAUUCAUAUCAUGUCAGCAUAAAUUCUCAUUCAAUGGCAGACCUAACCAAUGAAUUCAUUAG